Molecule: messenger RNA, 1978 nt
Organism: Podarcis raffonei (Aeolian wall lizard)
Lineage: Eukaryota; Metazoa; Chordata; Lepidosauria; Squamata; Lacertidae
Gene: PAIP1
Product: poly(A) binding protein interacting protein 1
Exons: 11
Coding region: 283-1695 (470 amino acids)
Biological process (GO): regulation of translational initiation
Molecular function (GO): protein binding; RNA binding; translation activator activity
Source: RefSeq, a predicted model, not a curated record
ACCGGGGAAACGCAACAAGCGUCCCUGACUGAGCGCGAGAGGGGGGCGUGUGUCUCGUUCGUCUUUGGUGGCUGGCGGUGUGUGGGGAUUUCACCCCCACCCCGCUCCGCCUGACGAGGAAGAGCGAGCGGCGGCAGCAGCAGCAGCAGGAGGAACCGAAAGUGAAGCGGCUUCGGAGCAAGGGGAGGAAGCGGGUGUCGGGGCGGGCGCCGGCUGCUUGCGGGCCGAGGAGGACUCGGGUGGUUUCCCCCAUGAGGAAGAGGCGGGCCUGAGGAGGCCGACAUGUCCGACAACGGCUUCGACCGGGCUCCCGGUGCGGGUCGAGGCCGAGGGGGUGGGGCUCCUACGGCUCCAGAGAGCGGAGCCCGCUUGGGGAUGAGCGGAGGCGGAGGAGGCACCAGCAGCGGGAGCAGCGGCGGCGGAAGAGGCUUCGGGGCUCCGUCGCAGCAGCUUCUCAAGCAGGGCUUCGCGCACCACCAGGAACCCCUCCGGCCGCCCAAGACGGCGCCCCCGGGGGCCGGCGCCGCCGCAGAACAGGCAAGAGCUACAUCUUUACCAGAAAAAAAUAGUUCUAAAUCAGGAAUGGCUAAACCUCAGGUGGUUGUGGCUCCAGUGGUAAUAUCAAAGCUUUCUGUGAAUGCACCUGAAUUUUACCCCUCAGGAUAUACCCCUAAUCUUACAGAAUCUUCUUUGGAAGAUGAUUGUGAUGGAUUUCCAACUCUAACAGAAUAUGUGCAGGACUUUCUCAACCACCUUGCAGAACAGCCGGCUUGUUUUGAAACUGAAAGAGCACAUUUUUCAGAAACUGUAAAUGCUUGUGUCACUACAGAUGAAGCAUUACAAGAACUUGUUGAGCUCAUAUACCAACAGGCUACAUCUGUUCCAAAUUUUUCUUAUAUGGGAGCAAGGCUGUGCAAUUAUCUUUCUCAUAAUCUCACCAUUAAUCCACAAAGUGGCAACUUUAGACAAUUACUGCUUCACAGGUGUCGAAAAGAGUAUGAAAAUAGAGAUGAAGCUGCCAAAGGAGAUGAAGCUGCACGGAAAAGAUUUCAUGCAUUUGUGCUAUUUUUAGCUGAGCUUUAUCUAAAUCUAGAGGUAAAAGGAACUAAAGGUCAGCUAACCCGAGCAGAGAUUCUUCAGACUGGACUUCAUGAAUUACUGAACACCCUUUUCUCUAAUCCUGUGGACAACAAUUUAACCUGUGCGGUGAAACUACUGAAAUUGACAGGCUCAGUACUAGAAGAUGCAUGGAAAGAAAAAGGAAAGACUUAUAUGAAUGAAAUGAUACAGAAAAUUGAAAAUGUUGUCUUGGAUGCAAAUUGCAGCAGAGAUGUAAAGCAUAUGCUUCUGAAACUUGUAGAACUACGGUCAAGUAACUGGGGAAGGGUGCAUAUAACUUCAACAUACAGGGAAGCAACUCCAGAAAACGACCCUAAUUACUUUAUGAAUGAACCAACGUUUUACACAUCUGAAGGUGUGCCUUUCACUGCAGCAGAUCCAGAUUAUCAAGAGAAAUACCAAGAACUCCUUGAUAGACAAGAUUUGUUUCAUGAGUAUGAGGAAAACGGAACAGACUUAUCAGGAGCUGGAGAUCCGUAUUUUGAUGAUGAUGAUGAUGACGAUGAGAUGGACCCAGAAAUUGAAGAAGCAUAUGAAAAGUUUUGCUUAGAAUCAGAACGCAAAAGGAAACAGUGAAAUGCUACACGUGAAUAAUAGUGUUGUGUUUUUUUAAAAGAAGAAAAACAAAAACCAGCAUAGGUAUGAAUAGCAAAUAGAAGGGAUGGAAAAUCUUUAAUAUCCAUACCAAACAAAGGAAAUUAAGUUUCUCCUAGCAGUUAAGUUAUGCAAUUUCCAUUUUAUUAAACAGAAUCUGCCAAAAAAAAAUGUAAACUUAAAUCCUGUAACUUAAACAAGUGUAUAUAUAUAUCAUAGUUUAUUUUAUGUACAGUUAAAUAAACAAUGUUUUGACUGGAACAAA